Messenger RNA from Sebastes umbrosus (honeycomb rockfish), 1661 nucleotides. RefSeq names its product Rab acceptor 1 (prenylated) (gene rabac1). The transcript has 6 exons. Gene Ontology annotation, cellular component: Golgi apparatus. NCBI's taxonomy places the organism in Eukaryota, Metazoa, Chordata, Actinopteri, Perciformes, Sebastidae. The record is from RefSeq and is a predicted model, not a curated record. The coding region runs from base 145 to 768 and encodes 207 amino acids.
CCCCUGUUGUCCAUCACUAGGUGGCGGUGUUGGUCACCUAGGCAACAGGAAGUUAAAUAACAUCCACAUCACAUCCGUGAAUCUGAACAGCAACAAACAGGGUCUGAGGCAGUCCCAUCAAACUUCUGCUCAGACAGUGUGUAGAUGCCAUCUGGAGCUCCAUCAGGGGAGAACUGUCUCGUAGACAUGGACAGCAAGGCUGGAGAUCUGUUCGGUGCUGAGGAUGCUCAUCCUACUGGCACAGGUGGAGCUGGGAUCUUGUCAAAGCUCUGGCUCCCCAAAGGCUUCUCAGUCAGUAUGGCUAAAGAGUGGGUCGACAGGCGUCGAUUGUCCAUUCGACCUUGGGCCAGCUUCGUGGAUCAACGCAAGUUUUCGAAACCCCGCAACUUUGGGGAGGUGUGUCAGAGGGUGGUGAAAAACGUGGACACUUUCAACAGCAACUAUACCUUCAUCUUCAUGGGUCUCAUCCUCUACUGCAUUAUCAGCUCUCCCAUGCUACUGAUUGCCUUGGCUGUGUUCGUUGGUGCCUUCUACAUAAUUCACCUCAAGUCCCUGGAGUCCAAAUUGUCUCUCUUCGGCAGGGAGCUGACUGUCCCUCACCAGAUGGGUCUGGCUGGAGCUGUUUCUCUACCUGUGUUCUGGCUGGCCGGAGCUGGAGCUGCAGUCUUUUGGGUUCUGGGAGCGACGCUGUUUGUGAUUGGCACACACGCUGCGUUCCGCGAGCUGGAGGGAUCCGACAUGGAAGAGCUCCUCAUGGAGCCCGUGUGAGGAGCGGGCUGAACCCUCAGCGGGCGCCGGUCGACGAUCAGUCACCGCUUUGACCCUGUAAUCACAACAGCACAGAGGGGUUGAGGAAGAACUGCUCCUCGAUCUGUUCCUUAGCUACAUAUGUGUCCUGUAUUCCCUGUAUUAUAGUGUCUUGUCUCUAAGGUAGUUGUUGUUACAGACUGUAUUGCCUUUUAGUCAUUCAUACACAUAACUUGCCAUAUGCACAAAUGAUUGAUCUGUUAAUAAGUAUUUAAACACAUUAUGAUACAUGAUGAUAUGCCUUUCGCUACAUAUGUUAUACCUUGGAUGCCUCUGGUUUGUGUCAAAUAGCCUCUCGCUCCCUGUAAUACCCCUUAUACAGUCAGUGACAUAUCUUUCAACUCAUUCAUCUCUGUGCUGUUGAUAUCUUCAGAAAUAGCUUCUGUGUCCAAACCAUCUGACAAGAUUGCUGCUUUAAUGGAUAAUGGAUACAGUGAAUGCAAUGUUUGUAAUUCUAAACUGCUAUUAAAAAAAAGAUUAAUUUUCUAAAGGAAAAGUGACAUUUAAAGCUUUAAAAAUAUGCCUCUUAUAAUAAUAAUAAUAAUGCACAAAGAAAACUAUUCAACAAAUUUGGUGUCUCAGCUAGGGUACUGAACAUAGAUUGAUGAGAAGACAUAUUUAAACAUCAGUACAUAUUAAUGUUUUAUAUUGGGGAUAAUAUGGUACUUUGGUGACUGUAUGCAUAUUAUUUAUCAGCUCUGCUUACAGCAUUCAUAUCUGAAGGUCAUUUUGUAAACAUGAAAUAUUUCUUUUUUUGAAAUUCAUUAUUCAUAUGUUUAGAUUUUGAUGUAAGUUGGGUGUUUUUGUAUUUAAAUGGCAUUUUGGAAGUGCAAUAAACCCCUGGUGUAAAGAUA